AUGUAUUUGAGUGACAAUUUGAGUGAAAAAUAAAAUUUCACGUUUUUUGAUGAGAAUUUCAUCUCAAAGAUGAUUCUGCAAGUUAGAUGAUAAAAUAGUGUAACAUCGUGUUGUGAUAAUAAGUCAAAGCAAGGUUGCUGCUGCUGUCAACAUAUUCGAAACCAAUAGCCACUAGCCAGAGAUCUAUGAACUUUUUAUGAUAAAUCCAACUUUUCCACAAUGAAUUCCCUAAGAAUAUUAAUUUUUGCGAUUCUGGUCAUUUCGACAUCGCAACAAAAUUCCAACGAUCCAAAUGUUGUUGCUGACAAAUUUCUCAAAGAAGUCAAUGAACGAUUAGCUGUUCUUUAUAAUAACCAACAAGAAUACAGUUGGCGGGAAGAAGUUACUGAUCCAAAAGAACUACCCGAAAGUGUUGAAGAUCCAAUUUUUCAAACAAUGGAUUACAUUAGUAAAAUAGCCAAUCAAGUUUCAAAGUUUAAACGAGUUAAAGUGACAAAUCCUCAUCUACAAAGGCAAUUAAAACAAAUUCCUGAUCCUGGCUAUGAUGCAUUGGAUGAUAGUGAUCAAAUGCAAAUACAUGAAAUUGUUGGUAAUAUGAGUGAAAUCUAUAAGAAUGUUGGAUUGUGUUCGUUUGCGGAUCCAAAUAAUUGUACAUUGAGACUGAUACCGGAAGUUCAAGAAAUUAUUCAAGAUUCGACAAAUGUUGAAGAGUUGAAAUAUUAUUGGUUGGAGUGGCGAGAGAAGACGGGUUCCAAGAGCAAAUAUUCAUUUGAGAAAUUUGUUGAUUUGUAUAGGAAAACUGCUAAUUUGAAUGGCUACUCAAGUCCUUCUGACUUUUGGCUUCGAGACAUCGAAGGCGAACCUGGUGAAAUCAUUGCCACCCUGGAUAAAAUCAUGUUGAUCCUGCGACCAUUAUUCCUGCAGUUCCAUGCUUUUGUCAGAUCGGCCUUGAGACUUAGAUAUGGACCAGAACUGAUCAGAUACAAUGAGCCUUAUCCUCAACACCUUGCUGAAAAAUUCAUUGGCAGCGCCUAUCGGGACAUGAAUGGCGAUUGGACAAUUGAUUUGCCUUAUCCCUCAGUUGGCCUUGCCAAUAUAACAGCUGGUCUUCAGAAUCAAGGUAUAACAACACCUUAUGGCUUAACAGAAACAGUUGCUAGAUUCUAUACAUCAAUUGGAAUGCCACCAAUUCCACAAUCAUUCUGGGUCCAAAAUGCUAAACCAAAGUUUGAGGUCGAUGAACGUUUAAUGACUUGUUGGUCAAAAACUUGGAAGUACUACAAUUCUGACCAAAUUAAGCUGUCCUAUUGUCCAAUGGCCGAUGAGGAACGUUAUAUGAAUAUGUUUGAAGUUCUUUCAGACUAUUACUACUUUAAAUCCUAUCAAGGUCUUCCAACUUUAUUGCAAGAAGAACCAUUACCAAAUUUUGGUGAAGCAAUUGGUAAAGCUUUAACUUUGUCAGCAACAUCACCUAGAUUUUUGGCAAAAACUGGACUUGCUAGUGCGGAUUAUGGUAGCUAUGAAGGGAGGAUUAAUCGACUUUAUUUGCUGGGUCUUCGAAACGUAUUUCUCAUUCCAAUCUUUUACGUUCUUGAUAAAUAUCGAGUUGAUGUGCUAGAUAAUCGCAUUCAUAAUUUGGAUAAUUGCGCCUUUUGGGAACUUACUGAGAAAUUCACUGGAGCCAAACCUCCAGUUCAGCGAAGUCGUGAACAAUUUGAUGCGCCGUCGAAAUUAUUACUCGAAGUUGAUGAUAAUUAUUCAAGUCCAAUUAUGAGUAUCAUUUUACAAUUUCAAAUUUACAAACGACUUUGUGAGAAAACUGGUCAAUAUCGAAGGGAUAAUCCUGACUAUCCAUUGGAUUUGUGUGAUCUUUCAGAUCAGAAGGAAAUUGGACCAUUGAUAUUAAAUGCAAUGUCACUGGGAUCCUCUAAAUCAUGGAAAGAAGUGCUUUACACACUAACUGGUGAUAGUCAAUUGGAUGUUUCAGGAUUUUUAGAAUUCUUUAAACCACUUUACGGUUGGUUGCAGUCAAUUAAUCAAGCUAAUAAAGAAGAAAUUGGCUGGGUUGAAUCAAACCAAUGUUUUUGAUGAAAUAUGAGCAAUGAACCAAACUACUAAACUACUACCUUCAUUAGUUAUAAUUUAAAUGUUGUAUAUUAUCUAGGGUAUCUUUUUAGUUUAAUAAUAAUAUAAUUUAUAAAUUAAGAACAAAUUCUGAUAAGAAAAUAAAGAGAAAA
Molecule: messenger RNA, 2237 nt
Organism: Episyrphus balteatus (marmalade hoverfly)
Lineage: Eukaryota; Metazoa; Arthropoda; Insecta; Diptera; Syrphidae
Gene: Ance-2
Product: angiotensin-converting enzyme
Exons: 9
Coding region: 220-2088 (622 amino acids)
Biological process (GO): proteolysis
Cellular component (GO): plasma membrane
Molecular function (GO): metallopeptidase activity; peptidyl-dipeptidase activity
Source: RefSeq, a predicted model, not a curated record